UUCGGGGCGGCUCCGCUCCCCGCCGGAGAGGGCAGCACCCUGUGCCAUGGCGGGACUGCGCUGGCAGCCUCGCUGCUGAUGGAACCCCUCUCCGGGAGCCGCCAUGGCCGCCCUCUGGUGCGCCCUCUGUAGCUGCCUCCUACUCUGCGUAUCUGGAAAAGUGCCAAAACCCCAAAAUGCAAGGAUUACUUCAGUUAAUCUUCGUAGCAUUUUACAGUGGGAUGCACCUAGGUUUUACAAAGGGAAUAUAAGUUACACUGUCCAAUCUAAGAGCAUCAAUUUACCUGGAGACACAUAUGAAAAUGUGAGCACAAAUUUGAGACUCACAGAGUGUGAUGUCUCUUCUCUGUCUGCGUAUGGAGACUACAUUUUACAGGUUCGAGCAGAGUCAGAAAAUGACCAUUCAGACUGGACAACCAUCAGAUUUAAGCCAAUGGAUGACACCAUCAUUGGGCCACCUGAUGUAAAAGUGAAGUCAGAGUCUGGGUCCCUGCAUGUGGAUUUCAUAGGCCCUUUUGCUGAGCGUGACAACUGGCCUCUGAAGCAGUAUUACGGUUCAUGGAAUUACAGGAUACUGUACUGGAAGAAUGGCAGCACUGCUUCUGGGGUAACUCAUGUAGACACUAAACAUAACACUGAAAUCCUAUCUCAGCUGGAGCCAUGGACAAUAUAUUGUAUUCAAGUGCAAGCAGUUAUCCCCGAGUGGAACAAAACAGGGGAACUGAGUGAAGUGCUUUGUGAGAAGACAACCCACAACGGUGUAACUCCUGUGUGGAUAGUUGUGACCAUUCUCAUAGGAUCAAUGUUGGUUGUUGUGAUAUCUGUUCCUGUUUGUUUCUUUUUGGUUUUGUAUCUGUAUCGACUCACCAAACAUGUUUUAUGUCCUUCCUAUGUUUUCCCACAACACUUGAAAGAGUUCUUGAACAAGCCUUCCAGUGGUUCACAGAUUUUUUCUCCAGUCCCACAAGAAGAGCACCUUUUUUAUGACAAGCUAACUGUAAUUUCAGAAGAAUCCAAAAGUCACAGUGAUGAGACUGGAGAUGAAGCCAGCAAGACACCAGAGCACCUUCAGGACUCUGAACAAGAAGAUUCUGAUUCAAGAACAGUGUCAGUUUCAGAAAAGGCCUGAAUGCACUCCUCAUGCUUCACUCAGACCAAAGGAAAAGCAAAUGGUCUGUUGAACUUCUAAUUGCUAUGGUCUUAAGACAGUAAAAAUACAUGAAGAAGUGUACACAGACUUUUGACAGACUCAUACUAUUUUUUUGAGUACAAGAAACUUGACUAUAAACAAAGAAUUGAGCAAUACAUAAUUUUUGCUGCUGUUUGCAGUGGCUCACUGUUGAGUUGUAGCAAUGCCUAGCACUGUGUCAUGACAUUAUUUUAAAGAGCAAUUACAUAUAAUGCUAAUUUAACUUUGAUGAACUAUUUAUUGCAAAAGUUAAUAAAACUGAAAUCUUAUAUAAGGUUUGUAAAAGAAAAUUCUAUUUUGUAAAGUAAGACCUGAUCUGACUUAUUUUUUGCAGUGAGAAAUUGUGUGUAUUUCUUAAGGAUAACCCUAGUGGUGUGAUCUUUUUAUUAAAUGUUUUUUUUACCUGA
Messenger RNA from Melopsittacus undulatus (budgerigar), 1596 nucleotides. RefSeq names its product interleukin 10 receptor subunit beta (gene IL10RB). The transcript has 7 exons. NCBI's taxonomy places the organism in Eukaryota, Metazoa, Chordata, Aves, Psittaciformes, Psittaculidae. Gene Ontology annotation, biological process: cytokine-mediated signaling pathway; blood coagulation. Gene Ontology annotation, molecular function: interleukin-10 receptor activity; protein binding. Gene Ontology annotation, cellular component: plasma membrane. Bases 104 to 1129 code for a protein of 341 amino acids. The record is from RefSeq and is a predicted model, not a curated record.